GCAAGCAGACGGGAUAGUCAAAAUGAAGAUUUCGGCAGCCCUGAUCCUUCUUGUAGUGCUUCUGGCAGUUUUCACUGAUGCCUCGCCAAUUGUGCAAGAAAAGCAAGCCAAACAGAUUCUGCGAACAAAGCGCUCAGAGAGGGAGAGGAAAGCUGGACACCCUGAUGAGCCAAUGAGGGAGUAUAUGCUGUAUCUCCAGCGUCUGGAGCAGAGAUCAGAGGAACAAUUCUAUGAGCAUUGGUGGAACCCACACUGCCAGCCUCACUGCAAUCGCAACCUCGUCCAUCCUGUUUAAUAGCAGCAGGACAA
Nanorana parkeri is the source of this 309-nucleotide messenger RNA. RefSeq names its product chromosome unknown C17orf67 homolog (gene CUNH17orf67). Lineage: Eukaryota; Metazoa; Chordata; Amphibia; Anura; Dicroglossidae. The record is from RefSeq and is a predicted model, not a curated record. The transcript is spliced from 3 exons. The coding region runs from base 23 to 295 and encodes 90 amino acids.